This is a messenger RNA of Trichobilharzia szidati, 1696 nucleotides long. The record is from the annotation of a GenBank genome assembly. Lineage: Eukaryota; Metazoa; Platyhelminthes; Trematoda; Strigeidida; Schistosomatidae.
UGAUAAUACAGCACACAUUUCAGUUUUUGCGUUAAUUUUUGCUUGACCUCAGUUGAGCACAUUUUGUGAAUAUCAACAUAACUGCAUCAUCGUAUUAUAUACUUGAUAUUUUCUCUAAAUUCUGAAUUUCGGAGUAUGAAAUAAACCUUAAGUUGUACAACACACAUACCAGAAGGCAUAUCAUCAGUACUUUUUUUCACUGCUCAUUAUUUUCCAUAAUCUUCAGCAUCAAUUUAUUCAUCACAUCAUCCAUCCUACCUCACCUGCCAUGACAUCCAAUCUUCAAAAAGACACAACUUUGACAAAAAUAUUCGUCGGUGGACUACCCUAUCAUACUACAGAUGAAAGUUUACGUUGUUUUUUUGAUCAAUUCGGCCCAAUCGAUGAAGCUGUGGUUAUCACUGAUCGUCAGACUGGAAAAAGUCGAGGUUAUGGAUUUGUAACUAUGACUCGUACAGAAGAUGCCCUGCUAGCGAUUCGUGAUCCAAAUCCAUGUAUUGAUGGUCGGAAAGCGAAUGUGAACUUGGCCGUGCUUGGAGCUAAACCUCGUCUUAUGCCUGGAACUAACCCUGCAAUGCCGCCAUUUUUCCCGCUUCAAACUGGGUUGCCAAUGGACCCGAGUCAGGCGGGUCUUUUCAACAAUUCAGCAGCUGCUGCCGCGGCAGCUGCACUUGUCAACAACCCUUUAAUGAAUCCGUUAGUGAAUGCAAGUCUACUCACAGGUUUCAAUCUACCCAAUGCCAGUGGACUAUCACCAAACAUUAACGGUGGACUUUUGCAAACACCAACUAAUCAUCCGCAAAUGUCACCAAUAUCUGAUCCAACUGUUGAUAAUCGACUACAAGCACAACUGUCAUUAAAUCCACUUGCUAGUUUGAAUUAUUUACUGAAUAUUUCAAAUGCAACAGGGAAUCCUUCACCUACUGCUACAGCAGCGGCUCUAGCAGCAACAGCCAAUGGAAAUCAAGCGAAUAUAUCGCCUGCUGCUUUAGCUCUUCUAAUGUCUGCCUAUGGGCAAGGAGCGAAUGGUUUAAACACUGGUUUACCGACAAACACUUCAUUCGUUGGAGUACCAUCUGUCAGUCAUCCAUCGAUAAAUGCCACUAGUUUACCUACCACAAGUUUACUGAACUUGAAUUCCACUACUGCAAAUACAACCGGCCUAAAUGUUCUGACUGGAAGCCAUUCGGUAUCACCAUUCUGUAGAACAUUUACACCAGAAGUUUCAGCCAAUGACUUGAAUGCCUACUCUGCUGCUAUGGCUUAUCAACGAUUACUAAAUAUGGCAUCCAGUUAUCAAACCAUUCCACCAUCCUUACUGACGUCAGUUAAUCCAAUCAACUCAUUAUCAGGCGCUAUGAUUAAUAAUCCAUUUCCCAGUAUUCCAAAUCAAACAAUGAACUAUGCGAACAGCAAUAAUAGUAGUAACGCGAAUACUGCUAACAAUAAUAAUAAUGGUAUCAGUGUUUCAAUGGACCACCAGCCGAAUUCAAUACCACUAGGAUUUCCGGCUACAUCGCGUAAUUUAGUUACUUAUACAACGGAUCUGAACGGUACAUCAUAUGAUUAUGGGAAUCAUUCACAAGAGUUGACGGCUAAUAUGCAUGCGACGCAUCAUCCCAGCACAAGUACUACACCACCACCAGCACUACGUGAAAAUAUUGAAUGCGGUGUUAAUGCUUCUAUGAAUUUCUAG